AUGGAGGGCAACUCGUCCAAGCAGGGACCAGGAGAUGGAGACGGCGACCUCACCAAUUACCGCGGCGUGCGCCGGCGCCCAUGGGGCAAGUUCGCCGCCGAGAUCCGCGACUCCAGUCGCCACGGCGUCCGCGUCUGGCUGGGCACCUUCGACACCGCCGAGGAGGCCGCCAGGGCCUACGACCGUGCCGCCUACUCCAUGCGCGGCGCCAACGCCGUCCUCAACUUCCCCGGAGACGCGCAUGUCUACGCUCGGGGCUCCUCCUCUUCCUCCUCCUCCUCCUCCUCCUCGAGGCAGCAGCAGCAGCAGCACGGCGGCGGCAGGGACGUGAUCGAGUUCGAGUACCUCGACGACGAGGUGCUGCAGGAGAUGCUCAGGGACCACGACGAAUCACCCGCGCGCAAGAAGAAGUAG
Molecule: messenger RNA, 414 nt
Organism: Phragmites australis (common reed)
Lineage: Eukaryota; Viridiplantae; Streptophyta; Magnoliopsida; Poales; Poaceae
Product: ethylene-responsive transcription factor ERF096-like
Exons: 1
Coding region: 1-414 (137 amino acids)
Biological process (GO): ethylene-activated signaling pathway; regulation of DNA-templated transcription
Molecular function (GO): DNA-binding transcription factor activity; DNA binding
Source: RefSeq, a predicted model, not a curated record